Messenger RNA from Xyrauchen texanus (razorback sucker), 1699 nucleotides. Its product is annotated as UPF0461 protein C5orf24 homolog. Lineage: Eukaryota; Metazoa; Chordata; Actinopteri; Cypriniformes; Catostomidae. The coding region runs from base 276 to 884 and encodes 202 amino acids. The record is from RefSeq and is a predicted model, not a curated record. The transcript has 3 exons.
UCUAGUGAAAAUGGCUGCCUUUCAGCUUUAAACAUCAGCGGCUCAGGGAAAAAUAUUCAUUCCACAAACAGGAAUUAUCACGAUCCUUAAGGAAGCAAAUCUCGUGCGGCUUAAGUAUGGCCAUAUUCCUGUGUAAAUAACAUUAUGCUUUUGGUUUCAAGGAUGGAAGAAAUAUCUGUUUCAUAUUUAACCCUUUACAUUCCAUGAUCCGCGUUCCAGAUGAGUAGAGUGAUGCGACCAACUUCAAGUGUGAUUCUUUCCAGUUUGUAACAAUCAUGAAAAUGAUGCACCAAGUAGCCAGCAACAGCAAUGACUAUGGUCUGGGUAGCAUUGGGGAUGAUGGGCAACACACGGCCAGUCACUUUGAGUUGUGCAGCUCCCAAUCCAACAAAUUUUACCCCCCUGCCCCACCUCCCUCUCUACAACUGCCACUCCCAAACUUGCCCCCCUUGCCACAGGGCCUGAUUAAGCCCAUGUCUUGCCAGAUGCAAGACUCCCAAAAUGAGUUUCACUCCCAAGCCGUUCGAAUGAGGGGUGCCGAGGCACCAGAGGGCUCCAAGAAAAAGAAGGGUCUUGGAAAGUCCGGACGUCGAGGCAGGCCUUCGGGUACCACUAAGUCCGCAGGCUACAGGACAAGUACUGGACGACCGCCCGGGACCACCAGAGCAGCGGGUUUUAAGACCAGCCCUGGAAGGCCACUGGGCACCACCAAAGCUGCAGGCUACAAGGUAAGCCCAGGUAGGCCCCCAGGCAGCAUCAAGACUCUGACAAGGCUUAACAAACUGGACUAUAGCGCAUGCAAUGGUGCACCGUUCCCUUACACCAUGAUGCAGAAGAGGGUCUUGUGUGAAGCCACUGUAAAGGAGAAAGACAAUAAUGAGUGAAGACAGGCUUUUGUAUUUAUUGCAAGGGAUGGGUGUGCAUGUCCAAAGUCACAGUGAAUUGUAUUUGCACAGCCAAACUCUUGCAAGGAAAAAAAGAAGAUGGAUUUUGAUAAUUAAAAUCACGUAUAUGUGCCAGUGUUAUUCAGACGAUCCUUUUGUCUAUUCUUUUUCAAAGAUCAUUAGCAUCACCUUUCUCGCUUUGACGUAUGUUAUCCUAUUGUACAGAUGUGCAUGACUGUAGUAUUGUGAAAUAAAGUUACAGUAUUGAAACAGAAAUUAAUAUUUUUUGGUGCUUAGAAUUUGCUCAUGUGACAUGUAGAAAGAACUGCAUUUGUGUUGUUUAACAUUGAACUUAUUCUUUUACUUAAUGCUUUUGAUAUAAAGUUACUGCUUGUUACACAUGGUCUGUAUUUACUCCAGAUUUUAGGACUUUUGAUUUUACAUAAGAAUUACCCUGUUCACCUGAUGUGUGUAAAAGUGCUAUGUUUGUAAUGUCUUAUUUUUUUUUUUUUUUUGGUAUUGUUGCUGUAUUUAUGCAUUGUCUGGUGCCCUUUUGAGGAUAAUGUGGUUUUUUGAUUAAAAAAAAGGUCAAGUCUCAUGUUUCAGUGACAGCAUAACAAUGCCCUUCAAUGGAGCUCUUGUAAACAUAACUGUAUGUUUAUAUCAGCUAAUGUGUUCACUUCCACUCUAAUUAGUCAUGCUGAUCAGUGAUCAUACCUAAAAUAUAUGUUGCUAUACUUUUUUAUGUUAACCACUAAACUAGAACAAGUCACAGUUUUGUGUAAUUAAAUACACCUGAUCUGCUAAAAAUAAAG